This is a messenger RNA of Sphaeramia orbicularis (orbiculate cardinalfish), 2993 nucleotides long. Its product is annotated as EMILIN-2-like. NCBI's taxonomy places the organism in Eukaryota, Metazoa, Chordata, Actinopteri, Kurtiformes, Apogonidae. Gene Ontology annotation, molecular function: protein binding. The coding region runs from base 68 to 2962 and encodes 964 amino acids. The record is from RefSeq and is a predicted model, not a curated record. The transcript is spliced from 9 exons.
CGCACUGGCACUUGUGCGCCUUUUACUCACUUUACCUGCAGGCAGUGGAUCACCUUUUCAGUAUAACAUGUUCCAGGGAAAUGCAUAUUCUGGCACCGAGACACGACAAAGAAAUAAAAACUGGUGUGCAUAUGUGGUGCACAAAAAUGUGAGCUGCUCCGUCGUUGGAGGCACGGAGAGCUUCGUGCAACCGGAGGGUUUACCGUGUCCACCGGAGCGUCCAGACUGUGCGCAACAAGUGAUAUAUCGGACACACUUUAGGCCCAUGUAUAAGAUUGCCUACAAGACUGUAACAGAGCUGGAGUGGAGGUGCUGCCCCGGGUACCAAGGCUACGACUGCAUGGAGGUGAAAGACAUGAGCUUACUCCAAGUAGACCGACUGCCUCAUCAACCGGCUCCACCAAGAUAUAUUCCAGCACCAAAAGGUCCAGAGAAGCGACCAGAUAUCCAUGGGAACCAUCCGUGGGAGGGCCAGGGGCAGUUUGGAGGUCAGACAGGUCAUGGUGGAUCUCAAAGUUCUCAACACCUGGAAGAGGAAGUGCAGCGACUCUCCCAGAUGGUCCUCGACAUGCAGGCGACAAUGACAGACAUGUCCUCCAACUUGAGACUGAGUUUUCAAGAGGAUGCCAGUAAGAUGCUGGUCUCUCUGGUCAAUAACCUCAGGCAGCCCGCCAGUGCACGCGGCGCUGAGACCCAAACCAUGCAGCUGCAGGACUUCUCUUUUGCGGUAGACACACAAAUGGAUGAGGUUAUGAACAAAAUCAACCAGGUCACAGACGAUCUCCAGUCCAAGAAAAAUACUCUAGAUGAUCUCCUGGGUCGAGUCACUCAUCAUGACGUACAAAUUCGUCUGCUAACGGAGGCGGCUGAGAGGCCACUGGCUUCUCCACCCUCUGGUACCUCAGAAAGAGACCCGGGUCUGCGGGGAUACGUGGAUGAAAAGAUAAAUGCUCUAAGAGAUGAGCUGAUGGAGGGUAUGGAAAUAAAAAUGGCAGAUUUGAAGAACUCGUGUGAUUAUAAAAUCGUGUCUGUUCGAGAACAGUGUGAAAGCCAAGAAGCCAACUACCUCAGCCUGGCCGAGCUCAUGGACUCGAAAGAAUCAGACCUACGCAACGAGAUACAAGACCUCAAGACCAAGCUGGGUGAUCAAGAAAGAGACGGGAAAGAUCUGCCUGGAAACACUGGGGUAUCUGACUCGGUUCUUGCUCAGGUGCAGAACUUGGAGCUCCGUCUGAACUUAACUGAGAAGAACUUAGCAGCACAGUGUGGAUCUGUGGAGGACAAGGUGAGGAAAGAAAGGUCAGAGGCUGUUCACGAUCUGAGGGAAGCUCUGGAGAAUAAACUGGCCUCCAUGAAGGAUCAACUCACCAAUGUUUUGGUAGACACGAGUACCAGAUCUCCAUCCAACAUUCAGCCAGAGACUCUGGAUGCUCUGCAGAGGGACGUGAACUCCCUUAAGGACAAUUUUGAAGUCUUGCAGAAGAAGCAGAAAGCGACAGACCAACUGUGUUCAAAUGAAUGCAAACCUAAUUCAAGUGUCAUAGGAACUGUUCAACAGGAAUUACAGAGCUAUAAAACUGUUGUAGAUGGUUUUGCGAAAAGUCUUGAAGUCCAUAAUAAUAGACUGGGAGCAGUGGAAGAGUUUGUCCUCAAGUCCAACACUAGCUUUGGUGAUGUAGACGAUGAUCUGAGCUCCCUGAGACGGCAUGUGGGCAGGUUGGAGGACCUACUGUCAGAGGUCGUCCAUCAGCAGUCUCAGGCGCCGCAUAUCCUCAACUCCACCUGGCAUCAAGUUAAGCAAGGAGCUCAGCAGGAGGUCAAGGACCUUUUGGACCUUCACCGGAGGCAGCACGAGGAGCUGAGACAGCGACUGGACGAGGUCAGCCGGGAGGUGAAAGCCGAGGCUCACAGUUGCAGAGAAAAAACAGACGAUGUUGAGAAGGAGGUAGCCCACAUGGACAGUCGCAUAGUUGGUGUGGAGGGUUUGUGUGGGAAGCUGGAGCCAAUCUCAGGUAGCCUCCAGAGGAUCAAAGAAGGUCUGAACAAACACGUUACGAGUUUGUGGACUUGUGUAAACCAGCUGAACAGCACCAUGAAAUCCAACGGCAGAGAGAUUGGAAGGCUGAGGGGAACCUGUCAGAACCUCCAGAACCACAUCUCUGACGUGGCCAGAGACCUCCAGGCUCUAACGAACGGAUUUCCUGGCAAGACAGGUAUGCAGGUCGACACAGGGAACACAGCGUCUCCUCAGGGUUCAGGUAAGAGCCCCCCUGCAGUAGCUCUGGGCCCCGUGGAGGCCUCCCUCCCACAGCCGCCCGUCAUGGAGACCGGUGAGGCAGGGCCACCCGGGAAGAUGAGCUCGUCCAAGCUGCCCAGGGGCUCCGACGGCAGCAUGACGCCUGUUCAGGGCGUCGCUGGAGCUCCAGCGUCCCCAAAUUUAUCCAGUGAACCUCCAAAGCCCAUUGUGACACUAAUUUCAGAAUCGGACAUGCCCCAGAACCCAUCAUCACAGAAAGGUGAGGUGUCGUUCUCAGCUGGUCUGACCCUCCAGCCUUUCCAAGGACACAUCGGUAUCAUUCGAUUCAACAAAGUUCUGGUCAAUGAUGGAGGACACUACGACCCACGAACAGGUGUCUUCACUGCUCCCACAGACGGCCGAUACCUGCUGAGCGCCGUCCUGACUGCCCAGAGGGGUGAGAGGGUGGAGGCGGUCCUGUCUGUGUCCAAUCACAGCGUCCAGAGGCUGGACUCCUCAGGUUUCUCAGCUGCAGAGGUAACGCCUUCGCCACACGCCCAGUGUAACUGCAGCACUUCCACGUCUCUGAGCCUCGUCCUCCCCCUGAAACGAGGAGACAGAGCCGGACUCGUGCUGACCUCGGGGAAGCUCGCCAUCGCGCCGUCCUCAGAGAUCCUGUCAUCAUUCAGCGCCGUGCUGCUGUACCCAGACCCAUCCAAGCGGUAGUCCUGGAUCUGGAACUGGGAUCUUAUAGAAG